Messenger RNA from Pseudomassariella vexata, 560 nucleotides. RefSeq lists its product as uncharacterized. The record is from RefSeq and is a predicted model, not a curated record. The transcript has 2 exons. NCBI's taxonomy places the organism in Eukaryota, Fungi, Ascomycota, Sordariomycetes, Amphisphaeriales, Pseudomassariaceae. The coding region runs from base 116 to 358 and encodes 80 amino acids.
CUCGCCAUCACGACACCAUACAUCUUCAAGCAUCGCAAGUACGCAGAAAGGGCUCACUCAUAACCGACACCACAGACUUGCACCUGCAUAAAACCUCAUCCGCAACUUGCCUAUCAUGAGCUCUGCAACUUCCGGCGCUGGCCAACAGUCAUACUACCAACCCCAAACACCCCUGACUUCCACGAACCUCGCACAGGUUCCCUUCACAUCCAACAUGACACACUAUCAACGGCAAGACCAGGGCUUUGAGAAGAGGGCGCAGGGGAUACCGGCGCCACCCCCGGACGCGAGUCGGACGAUUACGGUGUGGAAUCAGAAAUGGCACGCUGCUGGUGGAGAUGGGACGACGUCAAAUUGAUCACGGGGAAGGGAUGGCAAUAAUGGUUGAGAAGUCGAUUGACUCUCAGGGGUAAUAGACUUCGGGCUGCACGAUACAUGGACAGAGGUGCAGGGGUAAUCUGGGUGUGACUGUAAUGGAGGUUAAUAGAGCCAACGAGGCAGAAUUGGCAUUGCGUCGUCAGACAUAUCGACAGAGAAGGCACGUAAAUUCCAUCUGGAUC